AGUGACAUGACCGCCACCUCAGGGGUGUCAGCAGUCCAAGGGGAUCUUAAGAUAAUGACAAGGGGCUCCAGCUCCCUCUGCUUCUUCGUGAGGACCUUUCGUGCAUCUCGCCCUGGGGGUUUUGUGAGAAAGCACAGACGACACUUCUGUAACUUGUCGCUGUAACUUGUAAAGAGUGUGGUGGCUUUUCAAAAUCUCAGGAAGCAUCCACAGAGGGACAAGGUCUUCACGUUCAGCGAGGGCAGCAGCUUUGGGGUGCUCGGGCAGGACAACUCUCCUAGAAGCUUUGCCUCCGGACUCCCUUCCCCGGAGCUGGGAGCUCCUCCCAGCCCUGUCCUCAAGGGUAGGGAUGACUGCAGCCCGGCGGCCCCCGGGGACUCAGCCACGUCGGGAACAAAGGCCCUCAGAGGGGUCGAGGAGAGUGAGGUUCCCAGGGGGGCGGGGAGGGGGGCUGCUGCCCUCCCUCCCGGCUCCUCCCUCCUCCUGCGUCCUCCGCCUCCUCCAUCCUCUCUGAGAGGCCGGGUGGGCGGCCGCGCCAACUUCACCGAGCGUCCCCAAGUUGCCGGGUGCGCGUGUGGAGUGAGGCGGGGAGCUUGGCGGAGAGGCGAGGGGUUCCCGAAGCCUUGGCUGUGUCUUAGGAGGCCGCCUCCAGCCGCUAGCGGGAUCGGAAUCGUGGGUAGGACGGAUCGUUCCCCUGCAGCUGGGACACCGCCCGCCUGGCGCCGCUUCCCGCCCAGUGAAGGGACCAGCCCGGCCGCGCCUCCCUCCCCGAACUCGCCGGGGACACAGAGUGGGCGCCGAGGGGAGCGCGGCCCCAGCAUCUUCUGAACCGAGAGCGCAGUUGGGGGCGGAUGCUGCCCGGGCUGGACGCCGGCCUCCGGAGAGUCGGAUCCGCCCGCCGGGAGGAGGAGGCUUGGUCGGGGACUUCUAGGAUUCCCUAGAAAUGGAGUUAUAGAUGACUGUGAAGUGCUGUUUGGGUGCUGGGAGCUGAACCUGAGUCCUCCGCAAAGGAUGAAGGUGUCUCCCACCUGAAGAGGACAGGUUGGGUCCCGAGCUCUGCUCCUGAGCUGAGUGCCUGCAGCCAGACUCAGGAGCUUCCAUGGCGCCCCCUGUCUCCAUGGAGAAAGGACUCGCUUUGCCUCAGGAUUGCCGGGACCUUGUGCACAACCUGAAGAUUCGAGGCAGAUAUGUCCUGUUCUUGGCAUUUGUGGUCAUAGUUUUUAUCUUCAUUGAAAAGGAAAAUAAAAUCAUAUCCAGGGUCUCCGACAAGCUGAAGCAGAUCCCUCAGUUUGUGGCAGAUGCCAACAGCACCGACCCAGCCCUGCUCUUAUCGGAAAAUGCAUCUCUCUUGUCCCUGAGCGAGCUGGAUUCCACCUUCUCCCAUCUGCGGAGCCGCCUGCACAACUUGAGCCUGCAGCUGGGCAUAGCGCCAGCAAUGGAGGCCCAGGGCCAGGAGGCUGUGGCAGAGAAGCCAUCCCAGCAGGCUGGAGCAGGGACCCGGCGCCACGUGCUCCUCAUGGCCACCACUCGCACCGGCUCCUCAUUCGUGGGCGAGUUCUUCAACCAGCAAGGCAAUAUCUUUUACCUCUUUGAGCCACUGUGGCACAUCGAGCGCACCGUGUUCUUCCAGCAGGGAGGUGCCAGCGCGGCGGGCUCAGCGUUGGUCUACCGCGAUGUCCUCAAGCAGCUAUUGCUGUGUGACCUGUAUGUGCUAGAGCCCUUCAUCAGCCCUCCGCCCGAGGACCACUUGACUCAGUUCCUGUUUCGCCGGGGAUCCAGCCGCUCGCUCUGCGAGGAUCCGGUGUGCACACCCUUCGUCAAGAAGGUCUUCGAGAAGUACCACUGCAGGAACCGUCAUUGCGGGCCACUCAACGUGACCUUGGCCGCCGAGGCCUGCCGCCGCAAGGACCACAUGGCCCUCAAGGUCGUGCGCAUCCGUCAGCUGGAGUUCCUGCAGCCUCUGGCUGAGGACCCAAGGCUGGACCUGCGAGUCAUCCAGCUGGUGCGCGACCCCCGGGCCGUGCUGGCUUCACGCAUGGUGGCCUUUGCGGGCAAGUAUGAGAGCUGGAAGAAGUGGCUGUCCGAGGGCCAGGACCAGCUGAGCGAGAAUGAGGUGCAGCGGUUGCGGGGCAACUGUGAGAACAUCCGCCUGUCUGCAGAGCUGGGCUUGCGGCAGCCAGCCUGGCUGCGCGGUCGGUACAUGCUGGUGCGCUACGAGGAUGUGGCACGCAGGCCACUACAGAAGGCCCGAGAGAUGUAUCGCUUCGCAGGCAUCCCCUUGACCCCGCAGGUGGAGGACUGGAUCCAGAAGAACACGCAGGCGGCGCGCGACAGCAGCGACGUCUACUCCACUCAGAAGAACUCCUCGGAGCAGUUUGAGAAGUGGCGCUUCAGCAUACCCUUCAAGCUGGCACAGGUGGUGCAGGCUGUCUGCGGCCCGGCCAUGCACCUCUUCGGCUACAAGUUGGCAAAGGAUGCCGCCUCACUCACCAACCGCUCCAUCAGCCUGCUGGAGGAGCGGGGCACCUUCUGGGUCACGUAGUGGGGGUUGUUCAGGACCCUUGGAACCCCUUCUUAUGAAAGGCUGGCCCUGCUUCCCUCACACCCAGCCUGGCAGUGAGACACAGCCCUGGCAGAGAGUCAAAUGGGGGAGCUGUGAUAGGAGAGGUGAUAGGAUACACCCCUGGCUAUAGCACUAGGCUCCCUGCCAGCUCAAUUCCCCAGCGCAGCUAGGGCCUUGGGGCUCCUCUAAGGACAGCAGGACCCUGUCUCCUUAGUGGUGCAGUGUCCCCAGCAGGCCCAGGUAGGUUCCUGUGGUGUGGACACGCCUCCCUGGCCCCUUACACAGUCACAUAAACAUACACGAAGCACAUAAAGGCCUGUGGGCUCUGUGGGCCAGAGUCCAAGUGUUUAACAGCCAGAAGGGGCUUAGGCCUUCUCCAGUCGCUCAGACCUCCUACUGUAUUAAGUGUUAACCUCUUCCGCUCUGAGUCAGAGAAGCCUGGCUGAGUCCUGGGAAGGAGGAGGAGUGCAGCCUAGGGUGAGGAAGGGGGCAUUUGAAGUUCCUCGGGGAACAAUGGCUGUUUACCAGCUGAUAGAAAAUGGUCCGGGUAGCUGUUCUAAAUUGUCAUGAAUAUCAUCAGCCUGUGUAGAACAAGACACACAAAGUGCAUGUAAAACCGACGAGGCUGGGGGAUGGCUCGGUGGUAAAGCCCUUGCCUCGCAUGCCUAGGGCUCUGGGUAUGAUUCCCAGCACUACAAAUAUAAGGGAAGGGAAGGCAUCCACAUAUGUGCAGCACCGAGAGAAACAGAAAAGCGUCAUAAAAACAUUCCCUCCUUCCCCCCACCCUCUCUCACACACACACACACACACACACACACACACACACACACACACACACACACUACACACUGGUACAGAAAAGCUUCUCUUCUCUAUUCUUUAUGCUCACCGUGAUUUUGUUGUUUUUUUGUUUGUUUGUUUGUUUUUCUGUAUCUAAACAAGGAGCCUUAAAUCACAUAUUUUAGGAUUAUGUGGAGAGGGCACAUAUUCAAGGACAAUGACACUUUGCCCUGACCAGAGCUGAAAAGGAAUAAUGGUCUCUGAGCCACCGCUGAGCAUCUUAGGUUGUCAUGGCUACCUCCUCGGACCCAUCCACAUGCUCCAGCUGGCAGGCAGAAUAUUUAGAGAUGGCAUGGGUAGCCUUCAUAUGACUAUGGUCCAAAGGCUUCUCCUACCCACUCCUGGGGAGCAUGGCUGGUUUUGAAGGCUUUCUGAGGCCUAACCAGCAGGCUUAGCUUCGGCUCCUGGAAGGGAAAGACAGCUCAUGGACUUUCUGUCUCUAGCCAGGCCUCCCCUGGGGCUAGCCAAGAACUUCAGAGUGCUCCACGGGGGAAAGUCACAUUAGGACAUAGCUUCCCUCAGCAGCCUGCCAUUUCUCUCCUAGUUGACAGAGGUCAGCCCUCAGGUUGCCAUGGCUACAGCUAGUGUCUAAGAAAAAGUCUGCUUUAGGGCUUUGGGAAGAGAUAGGCUGAACUCAGGACAGGCAGGUAUCUUAUUUGGGUUCUUAAGUUUAUUUAUAGCGUGGUGCUGUAUUUGACUUUAUUUCUGUAAAACUACUCAGAAGCUGUUGGUUGUGAGGAGCAGGGAAGGCUAAUGCCAGCAGGGAGCAGCUGGCUCCUGGUAAAAGGACAGACCAGAAAGGACUUCCCAUAGGAGGACUGGAGUCAUGCAGAGCCCCUAGGGUCCCGCAUGUUCCCACAUGAGACAUCGGAUGUGUAGCUUGGAAGUGGGCCCAGCACGGGUGCGGACGGCAGUGACCGAACUCCCCAUGUGCCGGGUUUGUUAACCACCUGCUCAGCUGCUGGGUCCCAAGCAUAGGUGCUCUUCCCUCACUCAAGCCAGCCUCCGCUCUUGAUUUGGACAAUGGAAGAACAAGUGUAUAGGGGACAAAGAGACACCGGUUCUUCAUACUUGACGAGGACAGGAUGUUGUGGGCAGGCUCAGGAGUGUUACCCUCUCUCCAAGAUCGUCAUCCAGGCCAUAGUCCCUUCUCUGCACUGCAAGUGGGGUGGGAGGGGCUGAGCUGGGCGUUCCCUUCCUUCUUCCCUAUGGGGUGUGGGCACAAGGCCUCCAUCUCUCCUCUCUCUAAGGACAGAUCCCCGCCACGGACCUUUGGAACUUCUCAGGACAUUGACAAUGUCGUGUGCACUGCAAGUUGACUUUAUUUAUUUUGUAGGACAAAGAGACAGUAUUCUUUGCAGGGACCUAAAACUGUACCCUAACUGAGAAGUACAAUUAGUAAUGUUAUUAUUAUUAAUAAUAGGGAUGAUUCACAGGCCACACACACACACAUACACACACACACACACACACACACACACACACACACACACACCUGGGAACACCCAAGGAGCAUGUAGGAGAUGAGAUAGAACCAGGUCAUGGAAGCCCAGGAUGCUGAAGAGGGUCUGUGGGUCUGUUAUUGAUCAGGAGAUACAAUAUGGGGGCUCAGGUGUCUGUAACAACAGAGCAGUUCAGGUGGGUGGAUGGGCAGGCAGAUGUAGCCUCGAAACACAUCCCCAGAGGCUUGGCCAUCCUCAAAGUCCGGAAAGGGACAGAGUAGGGCAAACUACUGGGCGUCUUGCCUGGUGAUGUGUUAGAAUUGUGUUUUAGUGUGAAUCUAGAUAGAGAAAGUGGCCAUGCUGGUGGCAUGGGACAACUGCUGAUCCAACUCCAAAGAUCAAAAGGCAUCCAGGUAACCUAUGACAGUGACACUCUUUCCUAUCAUUAAAAGUGUCUGCCUCAUGUUGGAAGAUGCCCCCACUGAAAACCAUGGGAUUUCUUGCCCUAAGUGGGGUAGGAAGGACUUAGGGGUACUAGAUGGCUUGAUCCCAUCCCCAAAUCCUUCAGCUGUCUUGUGUAUUAGUUGACCAUGGACUUGCCCCUUGAGACAUCCUGGACUUUGGAAGGACAGGAGCAUCCCCAAGGCAGUCCCUCACAGAGGCAGAGGGAUCAUACUAAGGGAGGGAAGGAAAGGAGUUGGGGCCAGACCCCCAAGAAGCCAAGUGGGUCCGCUUAACCUGUACACAGGAGAAGGAAGAAACAUCACUAAAAUCGGGCCUGGAGCUGGGGUGUUGUUCAUGAGAUCCUGUGGUGUGGCUGGGUGCGGAUGUUUUCUGAGCAUGCUCACACCCCUCCCAACUUCACAUCCUUAGAAAUAGUGGGGCCGGGGCCAUGAUGCCUUCCCUCAAAAGGAUGAGGCGAAGCCUGCAACUCCCAGUGUCUUAAGACCUUCAGGGUCCUUUGAGCUGUGUCCUUGUCUCUACAUGGGGACAGACUCCUUAGGUGUUCCUGCAGUCCCACCCUUACUUCUUGUGCCAAGGAUCAGCUUCUUACUGGGCAUAUAAGGCAGCUGUGUCACUGUUUCCACCUGAUUGAACUUUGCCUCCUGUCCAGUCUCCAUCUCUCCCGGAUAGUCUAGUCCCUGGGUCUAACCACCACCCUCCACUUCCUGAUGGCUCCCGCAAGUGCGGUCUUUGUGGCAGUACCAUGUCCUGCCUCAUGGCUAAAUGGUACAGGACAUUUUCCCAGUCUGAGUGGUCCUAACAUGUGCAUGUGUGCUCAUGAAUACAUACAUGCUGUGGGUGGGUAGAGGGGUGCAUUCUGUUCUGCCUUUGGUGCAGCCACACAGCCACAACCUCUUGCUGUCAUUGACCCUCUUGUUCUUGUGGCCACAGACAAUCUUCCGAUGCCCGGUGCUGCCGUUCUCCUCCGAGGGCUGACAACCUGGUGUUCAGAGUAGAGUUCAUGAACUAGGAUGUGAAGCCCUUCUCCUUACUGAACUUAUUUAAUUAAAAAUGAACAUGUAGGGGUUGGAAAGAUGGCUCAGUGGUUAAGAGCACUGGCUGCUUUUGCAGAGGACCUGCAUUCAAUUCCCAGCAAACACAUGGUGGCUCACAACUGUUUGUAAUGACUUCUGGGGGCCUCUUCUGGCACGCAGGUGUAUCUGCAGAUAGAGCACUCAUGCAUAAAAUAAAUAAAUCUUAAAAAUAAAUAAACAAACAAACGUGCUGUAAA
This is a messenger RNA of Rattus norvegicus (Norway rat), 6580 nucleotides long. RefSeq names its product carbohydrate sulfotransferase 3 (gene Chst3). Gene Ontology annotation, biological process: carbohydrate metabolic process; chondroitin sulfate proteoglycan biosynthetic process. Gene Ontology annotation, molecular function: chondroitin 6-sulfotransferase activity; keratan sulfotransferase activity; proteoglycan sulfotransferase activity. Gene Ontology annotation, cellular component: Golgi membrane. Lineage: Eukaryota; Metazoa; Chordata; Mammalia; Rodentia; Muridae. The record is from RefSeq and is a predicted model, not a curated record.